GUCAGCCAGAUGCCGGGGAACUUGAUGUUCUGGAGCAAAUCCUGGAGACACGCAGCUUGCCACAAUUCGUUCCGCCGCGGUUGCUCUACCGCCUGAACGUUUGGCUGGUCGGCCCAGCUCCGGAUUCCCCGGAGCUGGAGCAUCAGGGCCGAAUACUGUCGCACGAGGACGAUGUCAAGGCAGCCGACCACGAGCCAGGGGAUCUGCUGUACCGACAGUUUGACUUGCCUCCGAGUGCCUUUCCGGAUGGAAAUCCGACGGUCACGACGAUGAAGUGGUGCUUGCCGGCCCUUCUUCCUGACAAGAUCUUCCGCUGUACGGUGGAAGCUCGCUUCGAGACAAACACCUCCGUGCAUUGGUGGACCCCACUGAUGCUGUCAGAGGAGUUUGUCGUUGAGCGCGUGCCGCCACCAUCGCCUCCUGAGCUGAUGCCGGUCGCGGAGCUGCCAACGCCCCAACUCCAGAAACUCCUGGCUCGCCGUGCGCCGGGUUCCACGACCUACCUCGUGGUGCGAUGGCCUUGGUCCGUUCAGGGCCGACCUGUGGACAUGUUGCGCGAUGCCUGCCAUGCCCUUGAGUUCUGUCCAAGUGGGGCGCGGCAGUCGCUGAAAGAUUCAAGCGCCAAGCCUUUAGAUCCCAAGGGCGAGACCGUGGUCCUUGGCCGUGCUACCGGGCCAUGGAAGGAGCCGAAGGCGCAGCAAGUUUGCUUCGCCAACUUCGAGAAGGGCGAGGUCUGGUUUGAGCUUCCGGAAGAUGCGACAGUCGAACCGAAUUGGGUACCGCUGUUGGUGGCGAGUGGGCUCUGGACCUCAAGCGACCAUGCUA
Molecule: messenger RNA, 825 nt
Organism: Symbiodinium sp. CCMP2456
Lineage: Eukaryota; Dinophyceae; Suessiales; Symbiodiniaceae
Source: the annotation of a GenBank genome assembly